Aegilops tauschii subsp. strangulata is the source of this 1248-nucleotide messenger RNA. Its product is annotated as splicing factor YJU2. Gene Ontology annotation, biological process: mRNA splicing, via spliceosome. NCBI's taxonomy places the organism in Eukaryota, Viridiplantae, Streptophyta, Magnoliopsida, Poales, Poaceae. Gene Ontology annotation, cellular component: U2-type catalytic step 1 spliceosome. The record is from RefSeq and is a predicted model, not a curated record.
CUCCCAUGAUUUUCCAAAAAAAAAUCACGCCGAAACGGGCGCAACCCAAACUCCCCGCCUUUGCGACCCGCCGCCCCCGAAACGACCGGCCCGCUCCUCCCUCCUCUCCGGCGCGUCCAACCUAGUGGUCCGGCUAGCUUUCCGGCGGCGGCGCGAUGGGUGAGCGGAAGGUGCUGAACAAGUACUACCCGCCGGACUUCGACCCGGCGAAGAUCCCGCGGCGGAAGCAGCCUAAGAACCAGCAGAUCAAGGUGCGCAUGAUGCUUCCCAUGAGCAUCCGGUGUGGCACCUGCGGCACCUACAUCUACAAGGGCACCAAAUUCAACUCGCGCAAGGAGGACUGCAUCGGCGAGACUUACUUGGGCAUACAAAUAUUUAGAUUUUACUUCAAGUGUACUAGGUGCUCAGCUGAGAUUACCUUCAAAACAGACCCUCAGAAUUCAGACUACACGGUAGAAUCUGGGGCUAGUCGUAAUUUUGAACCUUGGCGUGAAGAGGAUGAGGUUGUGGAUAAAGAGAAGAGGAAGCGAGAAGCGGAGGAGAUGGGUGAUGCAAUGAGAGCACUGGAGAACAGAGCAAUGGAUUCAAAGCAAGACAUGGACAUACUUGCUGCUUUAGAAGAGAUGCGGUCGAUGAAGUCUAGACAUGCUGGAGUCUCCGUUGACCAGAUGCUUGAAAUUUUGAAGCAUUCCGCUCAUCAAAAGGAGGGAAAAACAGUAGCAGAAUUAGAUGAAGAAGACGAAGAACUCAUCAAAUCAAUCACUUUCAGAAACUCGAAAGAUUAUGUUAAACGGAUCGAAGACGAUGAUGACGACGAUGAUGACAAUUUUGGUAUACCAGGACAGUCAAGUGUCACGUCAAAGAUUAAUGAAUCUUCUGAAUCAAUGACGAACCCAACAGAUGUCUUGACCAAAGCUAAUGGACCUGAGAGUGCCAACAAAGAAGGAAACAAGAGCUUGGCAUCUAAGAUGCCCAAAUUCAUAGUAAAACCAAAGCCCGCUGGUGCAAAUCCUCAGAAGAAACAGAAGACGGAAACUGAUGCCGUCCAAGAUAACGGCAAAGCACCGGCUGCUGAGAACAAAAAUGAAGCUUCAGUAGAGAAGACCAAUGUUCUUCAGUCCCUCUGCCAGUAUGAUGAUAGCGAUGAAAGUGAUGACUGAAGACAAGGCAAACCCCUGGAACACGGAUGUGUUAGUUUUUUUCGAGAAAACGCAAGAGAGCUUGGGUUUCAUUGCUUUGAAGGGGGUG